AUGAAUCCACACAUUGAUUACAGGUUCCACUCGUGCAGAUGUAUAAGUGACAAUCAAUUUUAUCAUCUAAUCUCAGUGAUUAUCCGGUUGGAACUACUGAAAGUAGAAGAGACGGACAGCCUUUAUAUUAGGAAUGUUACAGUUGACGCGCCAGAGAAUAACUGUUUUUACCGGCUUCCAGGUAUUCCCGGGCGGCGGCGGCGGCGGCCAAGCCCUGCGGCUGGCCCUGAAGGCCCUGGAGGCCCGAGCCCUCCUCCCGCCGGCGAGCGCUCGCCUGCCUUAUUUGGCAGCACCUUUGCAAGCCGCACGCACCUGGAGGCCGCCCUGCGACCUCUUCAGCGCCGGACAAGUCCAGCGUCUUUCUACAACCCUUCACUUGACGUGUCAAUGCACUGGACAGGACUUUGCAAAAGGUAUCCUCCCGCGACACCUGGACACCCCCUGCGGUGCGUCUUGUUGACGGACGCAGCGGCUGCCCCGGCGGGGUCUGUGACGUCACUCGUCGCCGAAUACUGGACUUUCUGGUGGGUCUCAGCUGCGGAUUUUUGCUUCUUGAUUUUAUAA
Messenger RNA from Penaeus indicus, 564 nucleotides. RefSeq lists its product as uncharacterized. The record is from RefSeq and is a predicted model, not a curated record. The transcript is spliced from 4 exons. Bases 1 to 564 code for a protein of 187 amino acids. NCBI's taxonomy places the organism in Eukaryota, Metazoa, Arthropoda, Malacostraca, Decapoda, Penaeidae.